AUGUCGGACAAACCUGUGGUCGCUAGUGGAGCUCAGCCGAUCGUUAAGAUAGGGCACUAUACUUUAGGAGCAACUCUCGGUGUUGGAACCUUUGGAAAAGUAAAGAUUGGUGAGCAUCAAUUAACAAAGCACAAGGUGGCUGUGAAAAUCCUUAAUAGGCAGAAAAUCAAGUCUCUAGAUGUUGUUGGAAAGAUCAGACGAGAAAUCCAAAACUUAAAACUAUUCAGACAUCCUCAUAUUAUUAAACUUUACCAAGUGAUAUCUACUCCAACUGAUAUUUUUAUGAUUAUGGAAUAUGUGUCAGGGGGGGAAUUAUUUGAUUAUAUAGUAAAGAGAGGAAAGUUGCAAGAGCAUGAAGCUAGAAGAUUCUUCCAGCAAAUCAUAUCAGGUGUUGACUACUGUCAUAGACACAUGAUAGUUCAUAGAGAUCUCAAACCUGAGAAUCUUUUAUUAGAUCACAAUAUGCAUGUGAAAAUAGCUGACUUUGGUCUGUCCAACAUGAUGAUGGAUGGAGAAUUUUUGAGAACAUCAUGUGGCUCACCAAACUAUGCUGCACCUGAGGUUAUAUCAGGAAAAUUAUAUGCUGGACCAGAAGUGGAUGUUUGGUCAUGUGGAGUCAUUCUCUAUGCAUUACUCUGUGGGACAUUACCAUUUGAUGAUGAACAUGUCCCAACAUUAUUUAGGAAGAUAAAAUCUGGAAUAUUUCCGAUACCAGAAUAUUUAAAUAAAAGUGUUGUAAGUCUGUUGUGCAAUAUGAUGCAAGUUGAUCCAAUGAAAAGGGCCACAAUUGAGGAUGUGAAAAAACAUGAUUGGUUUCAAAAAGAUCUUCCAGAUUAUCUCUUUCCAUCUCCAGUGGAACAGGACAGUGGAGUAAUAGAUACAGAAGCCAUAGCUGAAGUGUGUGAAAAAUUUAGCGUCCGUGAGCAAGAAGUCCAUAGUUCUUUACUAUCUGGUGAUCCCCAUGAUCAACUCGCCAUUGCAUAUCAUCUUAUCAUUGACAACAAGAGAAUGGCUGACGAAGCAGCUCGGGCUGAGGUCAAGGAAUUUUAUAUUGCAAACAGUUCCCCGCCAACGGCGACGGACACACAUCGUCCCCACCCGGAACGUAUUGCACCUCUCAGAGACAAGUCCUCGCCUGCUGCACAACCGGCGGCUGAUAAGCAACGAGGGACCCCCGUUAAAAGAGCUAAGUGGCACCUCGGUAUCCGGUCUCAGAGUAAGCCUAACGAUAUAAUGUUAGAAGUGUUCCGCGCUAUGAAAGCUCUGGACUAUGAGUGGAAGGUCAUUAAUCCGUAUCACGUCAGGGUUCGAACUCUCAACAAGUUGACGCAAACAUACGUAAAGAUGUCGCUACAAUUAUACCAAGUGGACUACAAGUCUUACCUCCUUGACUUUAAGUCCCUCUCAGGGGAACGGGAAGAGACCGAUGAGGAGGGCGCUUCGCCCCUUUCUCAGACCCCAGUAACUCCAGUCAUCCCUACAGCACCCCAGGGUCAUCACACGAUGGAGUUCUUUGAAAUGUGCGCGGCCUUGAUUAUUCAAUUGGCCCGGUAG
This is a messenger RNA of Pieris macdunnoughi, 1554 nucleotides long. NCBI's taxonomy places the organism in Eukaryota, Metazoa, Arthropoda, Insecta, Lepidoptera, Pieridae. The record is from the annotation of a GenBank genome assembly.